Acanthaster planci (crown-of-thorns starfish) is the source of this 4509-nucleotide messenger RNA. It is a transcript of the gene odc1, whose product is annotated as ornithine decarboxylase 1. Lineage: Eukaryota; Metazoa; Echinodermata; Asteroidea; Valvatida; Acanthasteridae. Gene Ontology annotation, molecular function: ornithine decarboxylase activity. Gene Ontology annotation, cellular component: cytoplasm. The record is from RefSeq and is a predicted model, not a curated record.
GCGCAUAUGUACAACGUGCGCAAUAUAUACCCGACAGCUAGAGAGCGGACAGACAGUGCCAGCAUUUCCCUGCAGAAUUCAUGAUUUCUACCCUUUCGUGACACCUUCAACCGCCAAAAUUCCUCGUCGGCGGAGUAAACCCUUGUGUCCCUCAGAACCCUCAGUAUUGGGGGGUUGCAGCAACAAAUAUUGGAGCGUAGAGCCUCGCGGUGCUGAGAACCGAGACCAGUUGGACUUCAACUUUGAGCCCGAGUGGGAACCCAGCUGAUAUUUGCUGGGUACCCUUAGGUUUUACUUCUCAGUCCUGUUACGCAUUUCAUAGGAACCUCCCACCACCAACCCCACCGGCAGGGGCGUUUUUGUCCUCUCUCUCCUGUUUACGGCAAGUGCAAUGGAGCAAAUUGCCUUCCAGGAUAUUCAAGUCCAGGUGUACGGCCGGGACACUCGUGUGCGAGACAUUGUCAACGAUAAAGUGAUCGACUGCAAGGACAGAGAGGAUCCUGAUGAUGCUUUCUUCAUUGGGGACUUGGGGAAUAUUGUUGCCAAGCAUAAGAAAUGGGUCAGUGCCCUGCCUCGAGUUGAGCCAUUCUAUGCUGUAAAGUGCAACCCUGAUCGCAAUGUACUCAAACUCCUCGCCGGACUAGGCACCAACUUUGACUGUGCCAGCAAGAGUGAGAUUGAGAUGGUUCUGAGCCUGGGUGUGGCACCCUCUCGCAUCAUUUUCGCCAACCCUUGCAAGCAGCGCUCCCAUCUCAAGUACUCUGCCAAGGAAGGUGUGGACCUCAUGACAUUUGACAAUGAGGAAGAACUUCACAAGAUCAAGAAAGUUUUCCCUGAGGCACGGCUGGUGCUGCGUAUCCUGACGGACGACUCGACUGCUCAGUGCCAGCUGGGUCUGAAGUACGGCUGCCACCCCAAGCACGCCCUGUACCUGCUGCAGACUGCCAAGGAACUCGAGCUUGAUGUCGUGGGCAUCAGCUUCCAUGUUGGAAGUGGCUGUCGUAAUGCCGGCGCAUUUGCCGUUGCCAUCCAGUCGGCCCGAGACAUCUUUGAUAGCGGAGAGCGUCUGGGAAUCGUCAUGGACCUCCUGGAUAUCGGGGGCGGCUUCCCAGGUCAAGCCUCGGCAACCAUCCCUUUUGAAGAGUUUACUCAUGUGAUCAACACGGCUCUUCAGGAGCACUUCCCUGUCAGCAGUGGUGUCCACGUCAUUGCUGAGCCGGGCCGUUUCUAUGUAGCGUCGGCCUUCACUCUGUGUGUGAACAUCACCGCCAAGCGCAUGGUGGCCCGUGACAUCCAGACGUUCUCUGUGCCAGAAUCCAAGGAUCUUGUAGCCAACUCGGUUGCUCCCAGCAGCUCCGACGAGCCAGGAUUUAUGUACUACGUCAAUGAUGGAGUGUAUGGCUCCUUUAAUUGUCUGCUGUACGAUCACGCAACUGUUGAGCCCAAGCUCCUCCAGGAAAGAGACAAGACAGUGCUGCAGUACUCCACUAGCAUCUGGGGCCCGUCAUGUGAUGGUCUGGAUAGAAUCAUUGAACACUGCCUGAUGCCAGAGCUUGAAGUGGGCGAAUGGAUGAUAUUUGAAGAUAUGGGAGCUUACACCAUGUGUGCUGGCUCCGAGUUUAAUGGUUUCAAGCGUCCAGUUGGCUACUACGUUCUUCCCAACAAUCUUGUGACCCCCCUCCAGCGCAUGUUCCCGGACAGUUCCACUCCUUGCUACCAGAAGGCCUCCCUGCGGGACUCUGCCACCUCCCUGACCGGUUCCCGCUUUGCUGCGCUGCCAGCCAAGCUUGUCUGUCUCCAUGGCAACGAGGAGGACCCCUACGCCCAGCCCGAAGUUGAAGCACUGUUGUAAGCCCUCCAAUCGGAGGGGAAAGAAUUGUUACCAUGGCAACUGGCGGAUCUGCUUUGGGAAACAAUUUUUGUGUUGUACCCUCUCAAUUGCCGUCUCUGUAACACACCGUGUGUCUGGUAUGCCUCUACCUUUGCACAACUUUUGCACAGAAUGUGGUACUUUAAAGUCUCUGCGCUCAAAAACAAUUUGCAUAUCUCCUGCUGUACAUGCGAGUCAGUAUUGAAGUUUCAAGCUGGCAAUUUUUUUGACGUCAACCCGAGUUCCGGCCAAUUUUACGUGGCGGGUUCUUAUUGAUGCAGUGCUGCAAAAAUGACUUUUCUCCCCAACUGUUUGGGAUUACAGCGGAAGCCAGUAAAUAUUUGCCAUUUGGUGACAAUAGUAAAAAUUGGCUAGAUGAUCACAAAUUUGGAUUACCAUCAAUUUUUAAGAGGCAUGGUAUUUGACAAGUUCUUUCACAGAGCAGAUCAGACACAAAGUUUCCACUGAUAUGUUCUUACAAUUUUUCUAGUUUGGGUCAUUAUACUAAAGCAUUUUCUGGUAAUAUUGUAUUGGUACUGUAAGAUUGUAAUGCUGGGUAGCACAGAAUUUAUCUCACUUUGAUUGUGAAGGUAACUGGGUUUAAUUAUGAAGAUCAAUUGUACAUAUAUGUUGUGAACUUUGGACGUUUGGGAAAUUGGUAUUAAUAGUAAGCUGCAUUUGAACCAAGUCUUACGUAGGUGCAAAAUUAAGCAUGUGUAAUCACAAGGUGUAUUCAUAAUGGUCUUGGGUUUCUUGGGAUGGCAAAGCUGGCUUAGGUUAGUAAAUCUUGUAGUUGAAUAUGCAUGGCAUGUAGAAUCACAGUGAACAUGUACAGCGAGUUACACCUCUUCGUUAGCUUCAGUUUUGCAGUAUGCAUUGGUGAGUGCUCUUUACAUGCUAGUACAUGUAUAUAUUUGCAAUCAUCAUACAUCGGACAAACUCAGGAGGAUAUUUGUAGCCUUGAUUUAUUGGUGACUAGCACCUGUCACAGACAUCCUGACAAGCUAGACCCCGGAGUGACAAAAACCUCCCAUUGCCCGAAAUAAAAAUGAGAGCUUCCAACGAGUCAACUGUAUCUGUACACGCUGAACAUUCACAGACUAUAGGAUACAUCAAAGUAAUGGUAAUGUCCAUACACACAUCAUAACGCAUCAAUAUCACAAAACAAAAAGCAAGAAUUACUCACUGGGGGUUUCCUUGUAGACUGUACUACAGUAGUCUCCAUGGGACUUUGCCUACGCAGACGUAGAAAUGGGUGCUACUGACAUCAAACUACAUGUAUACACAUGCUUUCCAGCUCCCUCGAAAACAACUCCACUCCCAGUGAAAGUCUUCGACCAUUCCUUAUACCUCCUUGUUGGUAUUCAUACGCAGAGAGUUACCAAGUAAAUAACCGUAACCGUAAGUAAUGUGAGUUUCAAUUCAAACAUCACCAAGAUAUCACAUAAUACAAGGGGUUAUUAUUAUUAAGCAACAAUUACAAGACACACAACCAUGCAAUUAAAACUCUGACACAAUGUAGAUCAGCUAUACCAUAUGCAUAUUCAUGUAUAAGUUUUUAAGAAGUGAGGUCGCCCUUGCUAAGGCACAGUCCCCUACAAAAGAUUACGUCAGUGUUCAGGCGAUGCAUUAGUUUGCCCAAAAGGGUAAAUUUUAAGUUUUAAAAAAAUAAUUUUGAAAUUAUGCUGCAGUGCGCAGUCCAAAAGUACAUGUAUAUAACUUUAUCCCAGUGAAGCAAACUCUUAAUUCUAGGUUGCCUUGAAGGGGGCCUAUACAGCAGCUGAGUUACUGACGUUGGUCAGAUGCUUAAAGGUGCAGAUGCACAUGUAGAUUGCAGUGAAACAGCAUUGGCUUUAAAAUAAUAUUUAUCGUGUAGGAAAUCUAAAAAUAGUAAGCCUUUAGGUAGACGCAGGCCUUAAAUUUCACGUCUGUGUACAAGAAUUUAUACAAACUAGGAUUUCGCCACUAAUCACCUGCCUAUGUUUGAGCAUUUUCAUAGAAGGGGUCAUCAAAUGUUAACAUUUUUCGCAGCACGGUGUGAUUUUUCAAGGCCCCUCUCCCUUCCUUAAAUUAGUACUUGCCAACAUUUUUCUAUUAGUAUCCUGAAAUAGACGAACCCUUGUAGGCAGUGUUGUUGGAAAGUGCGGUACAUGGACAGUACAUGUGCAUGCACUCUCCGUAGGAGCCAGCUCUCAGUUUGCAUUUUUGUGAUUUUUCACGUUUUACAUAUAAAUGAGAAUACUAUUAAAAAAAAUCAGCAUUAUACCAGACCCAAAAGUCGGACAUGGCUGUAUCAACCCUCUCCUCUUCACGCACUUUGCACAACUGUGGAAAUGUUGGGAACUUUGGACAACCCCUCAACAGGUGUUAAAUGCAGCUGUUGUCGGUAAUUGACUCAAUUAAGCUUAUUUGUUUAUUCAUUAUGGCAUUGCAUAAGAUCAUUUAACAAAAGAUGGGUUGGAUAUAAAUUGGUGGUGGAGUCUUGGUUUGAUGUUGGUCUUAAGGUCCUCAUCGUUAAUUAAAGCAUAGCAAUCAUACAAAAAUGUAUCUGUUAAAUUCAAGGAUAAAUUUGACCUUAGUAAACGUUGGUGUUUGUGUAUCACAUUGAAUUAAAACCAAGUUGACUGUAAUAAACAAGA